Mucor mucedo is the source of this 2624-nucleotide messenger RNA. RefSeq lists its product as uncharacterized. The record is from RefSeq and is a predicted model, not a curated record. The transcript is spliced from 8 exons. Lineage: Eukaryota; Fungi; Mucoromycota; Mucoromycetes; Mucorales; Mucoraceae. The coding region runs from base 330 to 2468 and encodes 712 amino acids.
ACCGUCAUAGUUGCCUUUGGUGACUCUGAGCUGGGUAUCACUAUAGCUGUAUCACGGUAUUAUUUACAGUGAGACUUUUCCUUCUAAAUAUUAUUGAGAUUUAGUCAUCAAAUAGAGCUUUCUAUUUUACACUCUAUCUAAUCAUGCUGAGUGUAAGAAUUUAGUCUUUGACAGCCGAGUUCUUUUUCAUGCGAAAUUAUCCUUGCCAAUAACCUUUUUAAACCCAGAUUUCCCUAUAAAUAUUUUGACUUUUUACCUUUUUUUUACUUUUCUUUUCUUUCGCUUUUCUCUUUAUUCACUUUCUAUCGAAUCAAGUAAAACAAAAUUACAUGAUUGAUAGAAACUCCAACAAGCGAAAGCGAUUGACAAGCGCUAUUCGAUCGUACUUACCCUCCUGGUAUGAACCAGUUGAUCAGGAGAAUAACAAAGCAGACACAAUCCAUCAAUUACAAAUGAAGGUGGAAAAACUUGAAACUGAGAAACGUGAUCUUAGUCUACAAGUAGAGCGAUCAACAAUCUCACAUGAUUUGUCAAUCAAAGACAGCACAAAAAAAAUUGCAAAGCUCAUCAGUGAGCGAAACAAUUACAAAGCACUGGCUGUCCUGAAUCGAAAACGCGCAGCCGUGUCAACCCGGACUUUGACUGCAGUAAAAAAACUGUUUAAUGAUAAUACGGAAAAAUUAAGGAGGGCAUUCAUCGAAAAGAGGGAACUCGAAUAUGAAGUCAGCCGACAAGAGUAUUAUCAUAAAAAUUAUGUAGAAGAAAAUGAACGUUGCGCAGCACAAAAUAAUGUGACGUUUAAAUACUACCAGAAUUUGACUGUCAAGCUUAAAGACGACCUUCAGCUCCAGGAAGAAAGGGUUAAAGAUUCCACAGCAAGAGAACUUGCUUUAAUAAAAAGAGUUUCCGAGUUGGAAAGUCAGGCUGCUCAAUCGGCUACAGGCACAACAAAUGGUUUGGAGGACUCACUUACAGCAGACUACACACAUGUUUGUAAUAAGUUAGCUGAAAUCCAAACAGAAUAUAAAAAACUCGAGGAGGAAUUACAGCACUUUAAAAGCCUAAACCAGAAUAUCGAAUAUUUGAAAAAAGAAAAUAAUUCGUUACAAGAAAGACUGAAAGGCUUAUCAGACAUCGAAAAACAGAAGCUGUCUGUAGAUAUUGACAACGCUAAUCUUCGAGCAGAGAGAGACUCUUGGACACGUUACUUGAGCACCGUUCCCGGCACAAUAGUCUACAACUUGACAAAGCAAGCAGACCAAGCAGACUAUUUUCAGACAAAAGCGACAUUCUUGGAAAAAGAAUUGCUCGAUAAAACAGAGCUUUUAAAAUUGAUGGAGAACCACGUCCGUGAUGUCAAAGUUGCAAUUUUAAAGAAAGAUCGGGAAAACGUCUUGUUGUGUGAAGAAAACAAGUUAAGCAGCGAGAGAGAAAGCAUGCUUAAGGGACAUAUUGGUAUCUUGACAUCUCAGUUACGUCUCUAUGAUGAAGCAGAAGUAGCCGAGUCUGAAACGACUAAUGAUGAAAUGAAGACGCUGCGUAUUUCCCAGCUCGAAGAACUUUUUCGUAACGUCCAGAAUAGAUUCGUUGAAGAGGGUAAACUUUACAUCAAGACUUUGUCAAUGACUUUUUCUCCUCCCGUCGAAAACGGUCCUUAUGAAAAGCUCACAUCUGGCGCCAGAAUCACCGAGUUCUUGGAGAACAUUUACAAUGAUAAGGAAUCAGCUCUCGAAGCUUUCACGGAAUUUAAGAAUGAAGUUAAGCAGCAUUUCUCACUUAAUUCUCGUAUGAAUACUCGGGAAGAAGAAAUCCCCAUCAAACAGGAAUCACUUCCAUCGCCUGUACAAGAAUCAUACCCAUUCGUGGCACCUAUCAUCACACAAGAGCAAUCACCGUCACCGCCACCUUUACCCACACAGGAUAUACCCUCUGGUACGCAUGUGCAUUCAUUCGAAGAUAAUCCAACUUCUCAGAUGCUCGCAAUCCAUCAAAAUCAUUUGAACAGAUUAAAAAAGGAAAAUAAGGACUUAAUACAAUUACGAUUGGACGAAAACCCCAAUGUCGACCUUGUGGUCCUUCCCAAAACAAGCAUCAUCAAUCUUUCUAAAGAGCUGGAUAGAUUUCAAGCCGAACGUGAUGUACUUUUAAAGCGUUUCGAUAGAGCACACACAGUCUGGAAUGUAAACUUUGAUUCUGCAGACGAACCGGGACAGAUGGAGGUCGAAAGAGUGGCCGAAUAUAAUGAUGAAGAAGAAGAAUAUGAAGAGCCGGAUCAUCAUUUGGCUUAUUUGGGCUACAAAAGCGCUCGACAUGUGGAUACUAUGGAUGAGGAUGAACUUCAAGCGUAUGAGGAAGGCUUGUCCGGAUCCACGUUGAACGACUUGGAGGAUGAUGAUUCUGCUGCAGAAGACGAACUAGAUUAUUAUGAAUCAGGGGAUAGAGAAUCUAGCUACGACGCUGUUAUUUGAAUUACGCAUUAUAAUUUUAGCAGAAGGUGCACGAGACAACAAGUCUUGAUAAAGAGUUUCUUAAGUUUUACUUUAUAUCCAUUAUUAAUAUACCGCCUAUGUAUUAUCUCGCAAUAAAAAAUACUAGUUAAAAAUGUGAAUUAAGGACUGCAAGAA